Messenger RNA from Malurus melanocephalus (red-backed fairy wren), 3297 nucleotides. It is a transcript of the gene STAM, whose product is annotated as signal transducing adaptor molecule. Bases 110 to 1744 code for a protein of 544 amino acids. Gene Ontology annotation, molecular function: phosphatidylinositol binding; ubiquitin binding. NCBI's taxonomy places the organism in Eukaryota, Metazoa, Chordata, Aves, Passeriformes, Maluridae. The record is from RefSeq and is a predicted model, not a curated record. Gene Ontology annotation, cellular component: ESCRT-0 complex. Gene Ontology annotation, biological process: protein transport to vacuole involved in ubiquitin-dependent protein catabolic process via the multivesicular body sorting pathway. The transcript has 14 exons.
GCGGGAGGAGGAGCUGCCGCCGCCGCCGCCGAGCGCUGCUUUCUCUCUCUCGCCGCCGCUGCCGCCGCGCUGCCGGGAGGGGCGGCCGCCCCGCGCCCCCCGCCCCGCGAUGCCGCUUUUCGCCACCAACCCCUUCGACCAGGAUGUGGAGAAAGCAACCAGUGAGAUGAACACUGCAGAGGACUGGGGCCUCAUCUUAGACAUCUGCGAUAAAGUUGGACAGUCACGCACAGGGCCUAAAGACUGCCUCCGGUCUAUUAUGAAGAGAGUGAACCAUAAAGACCCCCACGUCGCUAUGCAAGCGCUAACACUUCUAGGAGCAUGUGUAUCAAACUGUGGCAAAAUCUUUCAUUUAGAAGUCUGUUCAAGAGAUUUUGCCAGUGAAGUAAGCAAUGUAUUGAAUAAGGGUCAUCCAAAAGUUUGUGAAAAGCUGAAAGCCCUUAUGGUGGAAUGGACUGAUGAAUUCAAGAAUGAUCCACAGCUUAGUUUAAUAUCUGCUAUGAUAAAAAAUCUUAAGGAGCAAGGAGUUACUUUCCCAGCUAUUGGAUCACAGGCUGCUGAACAGGCUAAAGCAAGUCCAGCUCUAGUUGCCAAAGAUCCUGGUACAGUAGCCACCAAAAAGGAAGAGGAGGAUUUAGCUAAAGCUAUUGAGCUGUCACUAAAAGAACAAAGGCAACAGCAAACAACACUUUCCAGUUUGUAUCCAAGCACCUCAAGCCUUUUAACAAAUCACAAACAYGAGGGCCGAAAGGUUCGUGCAAUCUAUGAUUUUGAGGCUGCUGAAGAUAACGAGCUAACUUUUAAAGCUGGAGAACUUAUAACUAUCCUUGAUGACAGUGAUCCAAACUGGUGGAAAGGUGAAACUCAUCAGGGUAUAGGAUUGUUUCCAUCUAAUUUUGUAACAGCUGAUCUUUCUGCUGAGCCUGAAAUGAUGAAAGCUGAGAAGAAAACAGUGCAGUUCAGUGAUGAAGUCCAAGUAGAGACAAUAGAACCUGAGCCUGAGCCAGUUUAUAUUGAUGAAGAUAAAAUGGACCAACUCUUGCAGAUGUUGCAAAGUGCUGAUCCUUCUGAUGACCAGCCAGACCUUCCAGAAUURCUUCAUCUUGAGGCAAUGUGCCACCAGAUGGGACCUCUCAUAGAUGAAAAAUUGGAGGAUAUAGACAGGAAACAUUCAGAACUUUCAGAGCUUAAUGUUAAAGCAAUGGAGGCCCUUUCUUUGUAUAACAAAUUGGUGAAUGAGGACCCAAUGUAUUCCAUGUACGCAAAACUACAGAACCAGCAGUAUUACAUGCAGUCAUCUGGUGUUUCUGGCUCUCAGGUUUAUCCGGGGCAAACUCAAGGUAAUGCAUAUUUGGUGGCAGGGAGUGCACAGAUGGGCCAUGUUCAAGGUUACAAUCUUCCUCCUGAACAGCUCCCUUCUCUCAGCCAAGGCACAGUUACUCCAUCUGCCAGCUCAGUACUACCUGGUCAGCCUGCACAGACGUCUUACACAAAUGCAAUGGUUGGUUCUGUUGCUGGAAGUACUUACUCUAACCAGGCAUCAGUGUAUAGUCCACCACCUGGUACUGUUGAUGUUGCUGCUUAUCAGAAUGCUGGAACUAACAUGUCCCAGGUGCCAAACUAUAACUUAGCACCUACAGCUCUGCCACAGACAGCAGGCAGUCAACAAGCACCUCCACAACAGCCACAGCCUCCACCACCUCAACAACCACAGCAUAGUUAUUCACAGAAGGCUCUGCUAUAGGAUCCAGGACUUCUGAUUGCUAAUCAUCUUUAACCUCUGCUAAAGGCAGUUGGUGAUUCUAUGAGUUUCUUCAUUUAAUCUCUUAAACUUUGUUUAUCCUCAGCUUAGUAAGAAUCUCUCUUGGUGAACAAGUUCAAUUUGCACUGACUUUUUAGGAUUUUUUUUUAAUUUUGCAGAGGAACUGAUAUAUUUAGGAAAUUUAAUUCCUUUUAAAAUGCCUAAAAAUUGGUACAAGAUUAUUUAUGUAUGGUUAAAUUGGCUAGUUUGUGAAAACUCAACCAUUGCAAACUAUUGUGGCAUAUAUGUUAUGUACAUAGUGUGUGAUUGCAGUAGUGCCCAUUUCGUAUAGCUAUGGUGGUCAUGUGAAUAUAUUUAACACAAUGUUUAAAAAUAAUUUGCUUUACUAUUUUAUUUUAAUCAUGAACUGACAACCAUAUUUCAUAGUUUUGUCUAGUUUUAAGACAGAUGCAAUGUCUUUUUCCAAUGCAGGAAAACAGUAAUUCUGCAUAUCAUGGUUACUAUUACAAGCUAACGUCUAUAUAUGAAUUUACAAACUUACCUAAGUUUCACUACUUCUUGAAUUGAACACAUGUGUAUCAUGACUAUUAGAUAGCUUAUCUACCAAAGUAAACUUGUUAACUAGUAAAUGAUUUGGGGGGAUAACAGCAAAUUAUGAUUCUGCUUCCGACAUAAUGAAUUACUUAAAACUACUAUUCAGAGGCUGCUAAACGUAUCAUGGGACCAUGAAACAGAUCAGGAUCUUGCAUUUUAUCAUGAGAAGCAUGUAAUUUAUUUUUCCGAGUUGUUUUUUAAAAUGAGAACCAGAAUUAUAUUCUAUGUGUGUUGGUAGAGAUUACACCAAAGAAAGACAGAGGAAUUGAGUUGAAAGAGAAACAAUGGAGUUUUAAACUGGAACACACAACAUGAAUUACACUCUUUURUUCAAGUCUUCUUAAUUAGAACAUGGAGAAUUACGGACAUUUAAAUCACUUUGCUAAACAAACCUUCAGGGCUUGGUUUUAUCUCUUGUGGCCUUGCUUAGCAAUUUGUUCUGUUUACUGUUGUAACGCAAACACUUCUGCCUUAAAUGUCUGUUUCAAUUUUCAGUUGUACCAUUUGAGUUUAUUAGCCCUUCUAUAGUUUAGAUGGUUUAUGAGGCAUCUCAUUUAAUCCACUUACAGGUUACUUUAAAUUCUCUUCUACAGCAACAUGCAUUAUCCUGUUUUAAACCCUUGUGUUACUCAGUAACUUAGUCAGAUGGCUGUGUAAAGCAGGAUAUUUUCUUGCUGUGGAUGAGGUGCUGCAAAAGAAACGUAGUAACAGAAGGUAGCAUUUCAGGUGUGCUUGAGCAGGGUUUCUUGUACAAAGACUGUUGUUUGCAAAUGUGUUCCAUCUAGUAGUGCAUCCUGGUUUCAUCUUUUCCAGUGACUCUAAUUUCACUAAGCAGAUGGCUUCAACAUCAGGUCUGUUUUUAGUCUAGUGUGGAUGUCAGAAGUUGUUUGUUUUGUGUACUAUAUUUUAAUGUGUUUCUGGAAUUAAAUGUUUCAACUGUA